AUGGCGUUCUGGAAGGGCAACACCACGGCCGCCACGGCCCACGGCCCCGGCUACAGCUCCGACUCGGAGCCGUCGGUGAUCCACGACGGCGACCUCGCCUACACGCACGCAAAGGGCGGCAAUGGCUCCCGGGCCGCCUACCAGGAGGCCGUCGGCGCCCCCGUCGAGACCAAGUCGCCGCUCGGCUACCACGUCGGCUGGCUGACCAUCAUCUUCCUCAACGUCAACCAGAUGAUUGGGACGGGCAUCUUUUCGACUCCCGGCUCCAUCCUCGGCCGGACUGGGUCUCCCGGCCUCGCGUUGAUCUACUGGUUCAUCGGGACGCUGAUGGCCAUGGCCGGCUUCGCCGUCUACCUCGAGCUGGCCAGCUACUUCCCGAACCGCAGCGGCUCCGAGGUGGUGUACCUGGAGCAGUCGUACCCGCGGCCCAAGCACUUCUUCCCCAUCGCCUUUGCCGUGCAGUCGGUGAUCCUGUCCUUCAGCAGCAGCAACGCCAUCGUGCUGUCGCGCUACGUCUGGCGCCUGGCCGACAGGACCCCGACCGAGUGGGAGAUGCGCGGCGUGGCCAUCGCGGCCUACACGCUCGCCGUCGUGUGCGUCGUGGCGCACAACAAGUACUCGCUCUGGGCCACCAACGCCAUCGGAGCCCUCAAGAUCGGCACGCUCGUCUUCAUCAGCAUACUGGGCUUCGUCAUUCUCGGCGGCAACGUCAGCCGCGUCCCUGACCCGGGCCGCAACUUCCGCGACGCCUUCGCCGGCACCACCACGCAGGGCAACAGCCUCGCCAGCGCCCUCGUCAGCAUCGUCUUCUCGUACACGGGCUACGCCAACGCCUUCAACGUCGUCAACGAGAUCAAGAACCCGAUCCCGAAGCUGAAAGUCUACGGCUCCGUCUCGGUCCUGAUCGUGGCGGUGCUGUACAUGCUCUGCAACGUCGCCUACUUCUCGGCCGUGUCCAGGGCCGAGUUCGCGGCGUCCAAGGAGAUCGCGGCCUCGGUCUUCUUCGUCACCGUCUUCGGCGAGGGCGGCGCCGUCACGGCGCUCAACGUGCUCGUGCUGCUCAGCGCCUUUGGCAACCUGCUCGCCACCCUCAUCGGCUCGUCGCGCAUGAUCCGCGAGAUCGGGCGCCAGGGCGUGCUCCCUUACCCCUGGUUCUGGGUCUCCACCAGGCCCUUCGGCACCCCGAUCGGCCCUUACCUGCUCAAGUGGGCCAUGACCUUCCUCAUGAUCGUCGUGCCGCCCGCCGGCGACGCCUUCCAGUUCGUCGUCAGCCUCAAGACGUACCCGGACGGCGUCUUUCACUUUGCGAUGGCCGUCGGCGUCUACCUCAUCCGCCACCGCCGCGCGCGCGCCGGCAUCCCCGCGAGCGAGUUUCGGGCAUGGGACGUCGCCGUCGUCUUCUUCAUCCUGAUCCAGGUCUACAUCCUCGCCAUGCCGUGGUGGCCGCCCGCGGGCGGCAUCUACGCCGGUGACGUUUCCUUUUUUUACGCGACCUACUGCCUGGUCGGUAUUGCAAUCCUGGUCGUCUGCUACCUCUACUACUACCUGUGGAUCACGCUCCUGCCCAAGUGGAAGGGCUACCGCAUCCGGCCCGAGAUCCUCGACGUCGACGAGGGCUCGGGCGCCAACACGCACCGGCUGAUCAAGGUGCCGCUCGCCGAGCUGGACGAGUGGGACGCGACGCACGACGACGCCGGCUUCCUGCGCCGCCGCACGCGGGUCCCAGGCGCCAGCGCUGGCGGCAACGAGCUGUCGGAGAAUUCAUCCAACGCCGACGGCGCCGAGCGCGUGGCGGUCGACGAAAAGCCCAAGGCCUGAGGGUUUACUGUUUGGUAAAGGGAUUCUCGACGCGGUCUUUUUAAGUUUGGUUGUGCGCCAGGUUCUGGUCUUGACGUUUUGCCAGUGAAGCAGGCUUAUUGGUUAGAUGCCUUGUUGAUGUUACAUGACACUGGCGUUUGCUCUGUUUCCAACGAAUGCGACCUCGAUAUCCAG
This is a messenger RNA of Gaeumannomyces tritici R3-111a-1, 1992 nucleotides long. RefSeq names its product high-affinity methionine permease. Bases 1 to 1818 code for a protein of 605 amino acids. Gene Ontology annotation, biological process: amino acid transmembrane transport. NCBI's taxonomy places the organism in Eukaryota, Fungi, Ascomycota, Sordariomycetes, Magnaporthales, Magnaporthaceae. The transcript is spliced from 3 exons. The record is from RefSeq and is a predicted model, not a curated record. Gene Ontology annotation, molecular function: L-amino acid transmembrane transporter activity. Gene Ontology annotation, cellular component: membrane.